GUGGCAUAAUGUGUCGUGAAUGUUAAACGAUCUAAAAUCUAAACUCCUCAACCUAUACCUUAAUUAUUUUACAAGACGUCUUGACAUAAGAUAAGAGCCGCGUAUAAACGGCUCAUAAAAUAAUAAUUUCCGUUUAUAAUGUCCUCAUUGAAAUAAUAAAAAUGGAACACAAAGAAAACGGUCUAAUCGAGCAAAGUGUUGUAAAAAAGACGGGUUGCUGGGCGAAAUUCAAAAGCCUUUUCGACGAUCGAGGCUUCGAUUUAGAAUACGAGUACAAUAAUGGGCAUUCCGGAAAUAUUUCCACAAAUAACACAGAGGAAGGGUAUAGGCGAUUAGAGGAGAGGGUUUCUAUAAGUACAGAGCAGGAGGUCGUCGAUAAUGAUGGGGAGUUAAGUGGGGUUAUUAAUUUUUAUGAACAAUUCGCGACAAUAAGCGAUGAAGUGAAAGAGGAGAGUGCGGAAAUGCGGAGACGGUCUAUGGCUAGAAAACGGGUAUCAAUGAGACCGAGUGUAUUAUUGACAAAUAUACUUGAGGAGUCGGCUGAUAACGAGUCUGAUAAGCCUGAAGAGAACAGAUCACCGCCUCCUGCACCAAUUCCGUCAGCAAUCUUCUACGCACCACCGGAACCGCUAGAAUUAUUAUGCGUAUUCCCGGAACGCGCCUCCCGCGUGUGCGCAGCAGCCUGCAACGCAGUAGCCCGCGCUGGCGGCGAGGCGAGGUCCGUGCGAAGCGCACGGGAAGCCCUCGAAGCCUUUCGCAGAGAUCUUGAAACGCGGAUUCCUCAUGUCGUCAUUGUUGAUGCAAGGCAGCCGCAAAUUAUGGAUUCUACCUUAUUAGCUAGAGCAAUACGAGGACUGAAAAACACACAACACACCAUUUUGAUUGCAGUCGUUAAAAAAAGUGCGUACCUAAAAGAUGACUUUGCUGUUCUACCAUAUUUGGAAGCAGGCUUCAACAGAGUAAUGGUUGAAACAUUAGGGUCAACCGCGUGGUGCGCUGAAGUACUGCAAGCUCGGUCAGCCGCGGCAAGUGCGCGGGCGCAGGUCGCCGCCGUCACUGCUCUCGCAGCUGCUGCAGAUCGCUGCAGGGACCUCGUUGCCGUUACUGAUGACCAGCAGAGGGUGCUUCUCACUAAUAAGUCCUGGUGCCGGGUCGUCGGAUGGAGGCCAGAUGAAGGGCCGCGAUCUUUUGCGGAAACCAUCGGAGGCGAAGGCCUACGGCUGGCUACUAGUGGAGCGAGGGACUGGGACGCACCUGUUUUGCUCAGGCGGAGGGCGUCUCCGGACCCCGUUCUGUUGGCCUGCAAAGGAGCUGCUGUAUCACUGACACGAAGUAUAUCUCACAUAGUUUUCGUCUGUGAACCCAGCAAUAUAUCGGAAGUCGAGCGAGGGCGUGGUUCACUGCACUCCAUCAGGCGCGGAUCUCUCGAUGUACGAUCUGUGGCGUCAGAUGGCUUAAGACGUACAUCGCUGGCUAAACUUCAAGGCCUACCUUUAGAAGCUCCUAUAACAAAGGUGAUAUCCCUUCUAUCUACCGCGACAGAAGGUGCUCCACCCUGUACAGUGGCCUGCAUAGAACGCGCUGUUGACAUGUUGAGGACUUCAGAACUCUACUCCCCUCAGAUGAGGGAAGACCCGAAAAUGCGGGCAGAAGACCCCAUCGCCACCGAUCUCAUUGGAGCUUUGCUUUCGCGGGAGCAAGCGAACGCAAACCUUAUUUAUAUGGGUACAUCCAACGUGUUGUCAUCGCGAAGAAGUAGCAAUGACUCAACAGUAGUUAGGUCGCAGACAAAUAGGAGCAACUUAAAACAUAAGCAAUCGUUACAGACGUCUGGGCAACUCAGGGAGAUCCUAGAUACAGCCUUAUGUUGGGACUUUGAGAUAUUCCAUUUAGAAGAUUUGACCCGUGGAAGGCCGUUGACUCAUCUUGGUCUGACCUUGAUGGGAGGAAGGUUCGACGUCUGCGCAGCUCUGGAAUGUGACGAGAGGACCCUGCUCCAUUGGCUGACAAUCAUUGAGACAAAUUAUCACGCAGUUAAUACGUACCAUAACUCUACACAUGCUGCAGAUGUCUUACAGGCCGUGGCAUGCUUUAUAGAGAAGGACCGCCUGAAGAACCUCCUGGAGCCUCUCGAAGCCGCAGCUGCCCUUAUCUCUGCGGCAGCCCACGACAUCGACCACCCUGGGACCUCAUCAGCCUUUCUCUGCAACGCUCGUCAUUCGCUCGCCAUACUCUACAAUGACGUCGCCGUGCUUGAGUCUCAUCAUGCUGCUCUUACUUUCAAACUCACUCUUAAUGACGAUCGCGUGAACAUAUUCAAGAAUCUCGACCGUGACACGUUUAAGUCAGUACGGCACAACGUCAUCGACAUGAUUUUGGCCACGGAGAUGACCAAGCACUUUGAGCACUUGGCCAAGUUUGUCAACGUCUUCUAUGCGAAGAGCACCGGUAGCAAAGAGGAUGGAAUGCACACUGACGAACCACUAUCAUUGGACACAACGGCUCUGACGUCACAGGAGAACGUGAUCUUGGUGAAGAGGAUGAUGAUCAAAUGCGCGGACGUAUCUAAUGCCUCCCGACCUCAAAAGUUUGCGUUCGAAUGGGCCAGGAGGAUAGCAGAGGAGUACUUCCUCCAAACAGACGAGGAGAAGGCGAAAGAGCUCCCAGUGGUUAUGCCUAUGUUUGAUCGCGCCAGUUGCUCCAUCCCGCGCUCUCAGAUCGGAUUCAUAGACUAUAUUAUUAUUGACAUGAUGGAGGCAUGGUCUGCCUUCAUCGACAUGCCAGAGUUGGUGACGCACGCCCGCAACAACCACCAACGCUGGCGGGAGCUUGACGAAGCUGGUGUCACCACCAUUGCUGAUGUCAAACGCGCUCAAAGACAAGCUUUGCCUCCUUCCACCUCACAACCCACUGCCGAAGAGUAAAAAUAAACUCCAAUUUUAUUAACUAAACUAUGUCGGCCAUUUAGCUCCGAGGUGGACUCUAAAGCCCCGUUUUGUCACCAGCGGCUUUUGUAUAAGAACCUGGGUUAAAUGCAAUGUGCUGUUGCAAAUUAAAUUGAACUAAAGUUCAGUUAUUCACUUUCUUCCUUCAUUACUCGAUAAAUAGGUCCCGAUUUAUUACUUCUUCUGGACUUUUUUCUAAAAUUAUAAUUACUACAUCAUUUGCAAAAAAAAAAUAAUAACGUAAAGACUAUUUUUCAAACUUAGCCAGCAUUCAUUAUAUUAUUAAAUUAAAUAUCCAUUACCAUAUUUAGCAUAAUUCUUAGAGACCGAGUCAGUCUUACUACAUUGUUUUAACUUAAUAACUGUCUUUAUAAAACAAAAGAACUUUACUUAAUAAGACAGAUCGCAGUGUUAUACUGUUCACCUAACUUUCACUCACAAUCAUCUUUCGCCAAUGAAUUUCCAAAUCGGGGCCAAAUAAUAGACUUUAUAAACAAAUGUACGAAAUAUGCCAAAGUACUCGUACAAGGGGAGCGACUUUUCUGCAUUUGCAUUGAAUGUGAAUGUUUACGUAAAAAGUCUGAAACGGACAUAGCCUACGGAUGUCCGGAAAUACGCUUAUUUUAUAUACUUAUAUCAGUGUUAGUAUAGUUCAAAUGUUACUAUCUACUUAGUUUUAAUCCCGUAUGUUUGUCACGAAUUGGUUUUUAUUUUUCGAUGUUGUCUUUAAUAUUAGGGACAAUGAUACAGAAAUAAACUGGGAGAUGUGUUAUUAAGGCUUCUAAGGCCACAAAAAUUGAACUUUGUUUAACUUUUAAUCUAUACUUAUGCAGUGUUUAUUUGUUUGUCUAAACAUGCUAAUACCAGGAACUACCGAUUAGAAUUAAACGUUUCAUUUUGGAUAUUCCAUUUAUCUACAACUGAAUUGCGUGAUAAAGUAUGCUAUAUAUACGUACACUUAAUUUGAAUAAGCUUUUAAAUUUAAAUUAUAUUUAGAAACGUCCCAAGUUGCUAUUAGGGAAAUAUAAUGCAUUCUAAAUAUUAAGCUCCAGUAGCAAGGCAUUCGAUGUAGUGAAUUAAUUACAUACUCUCUCUAUUUAUUUGGGUGAUCACAAAAUGUUUAGGAUUCAUUCGCAAUCUGUGGCCAACGCAACUUCAGAACUUAAUGACACGUUUGUCUUUUUAUCCUUGUAUCAUUGAAAUAUUGUAUUUGAUGUACGGUUGCCAUUUAGACGGGUAUUGUUGUGUAGAUAAUAUAACCGUGACAGCAGUGCCAUAUUUGUUGUUGGCAACAUUUCUGUGACUUGUAAUUCAUCCCUGCGAACCAUGACAAGAAGCAGACACUUUAGAUUCAUGUCAAAUUGGUCCACAUAUACUUGAGCUUUGAGAAUAUUCCUAUUUUUAUACAAUAUUUUAUAACAUCUACCAAUCUCGGUCUGGUCAUAUCAAAAUUCAAAAUUUUUCGAACGUUUUGAACAGAUUUUUUCUAAUAAAGGAUGCUUUCUCUCAUUCCUUAUAUACAUGUAUUUUAUACUUACGUAGAAUAUAUUGAAUGUUAACAUAAUUUAUAAAGAUUGAAUGUCGCUUGGACCUUUUUCAUUAAAGUAUUUUCGAAUAAGGCUAACUUGUACUAAAUGUAGAUUGUAUUCGUCUAUAUGACGCUGGUAAUUUUACAAUAGGUGUAAUGUUUAAAAUAAUUAUUAAAUAUGACGCUUUCUCGUGCUCAAUGUCAAUAUAAACGGUCUAAUGUUAAUUAAUAGAUGUUGUAUUUUGCCUUUUCAAUUAUUGUAAACAAUUCUUGCAACUUAUUAAGUAGAAUAUGGUAGUCAAUCUCAUAAUAUGACUGUGUGUUAUUGAUAAAAAUAUAUUUAACCGUUUUCGUAUACUAACAUAGCACAUUUUAGAGAUAAAUAAAUAUUAUUUGCUAAGUAGCUCAAAUCGAAACUUAUCUAGCUUCUAAUCAAAACCAUUUUAGAUUUAUAUCUGAUUAUUGGACAUUUUUGGAUUAUUUCUUUUCGUUUUUGAAGUAUUGCCCAAAUUUCUAUCUUCGACAAUAGUUGCAAGUAGCGACACUUGCUAUAUUUAAAUGUCUUCUACUGCGUCGCCGUGUUGAUAGUCAAAUUAUGAAUACGCUUACUUUUGCAUUACUUUCUUUGUUUUUCACCUUAUCCCAAGUCUACUUGGGAGUGCUGCACAAUAAGUAUCGUAAUUUUGGUGUAUAGUUGAAAGGGCUGGUCCCAGGCAUUGUGAAAACAGUGUUACUUAUAGAAAAACUAUGUGUACUAAUAAAUCUGUUAAUAUUUUCUCAUUGAAUAGCAAUUAUAACAUCUGAAGUAAUAUGCUAAUGUCAUUUAUACCACUAAGUUCCAGUUUUACGUACAAGUGUUUAACGUUACGAUGGCUUUCAUGGGUGUAGAACAGCGGGGCUACCCUGUAAGAACUAAAGCGAUUUCCUAUGUGUGCAAUUUCACGAAAUCAAAUAUGUGUAUUAUCCAUAGAAAAAAAUGCUAUAUACUUACAGGGUAAGCUAACUGAAAGGUUCUGUUUGGUUUUUUAAUUUAAAUGUGAAUCCUAGUUUUUUUGGGACUAUAUAUAACUCCAAAUCGUAGAUUCGUCAAAUUCAACUGAAAUUUUUGUAAACUAAUCUGGCUCUGUUUUUUGAAAAUGAUUACAUGUAAUGUUUAUCCCAUUAUGAAUGACAUUGUUAUGUGUUGUAAAUAAAAUAAAACCAUU
Molecule: messenger RNA, 5678 nt
Organism: Pieris brassicae (large cabbage white)
Lineage: Eukaryota; Metazoa; Arthropoda; Insecta; Lepidoptera; Pieridae
Gene: Pde8
Product: high affinity cAMP-specific and IBMX-insensitive 3',5'-cyclic phosphodiesterase 8
Exons: 17
Coding region: 162-2924 (920 amino acids)
Biological process (GO): positive regulation of ERK1 and ERK2 cascade; signal transduction
Molecular function (GO): 3',5'-cyclic-nucleotide phosphodiesterase activity
Source: RefSeq, a predicted model, not a curated record